AUGGAGGCCAAGAGUUACCACAAUCUGCGCUCUACAAGCUGGGACUCAGGAAAGUUAUUGACUGGACAGAGUUUGGGGGAAGUGGUCAACAUCUCUACCCUGUCCAAGUCCCCUCAGGAGAGCUGUUCUGGAGGUGUGAAGUCAGAGGCUGUCAGUGCUGUGGACAAUGGAAUGCAGGGACAGCUACAAGGCUCUGCUAGUUCCUCUUCCUUUUCCCUUUGGGUUGGAGAGGGCCCUGGUGGUCCAGGGAUGACAUCAGUGUCAGAUGCUUCCAGGAGCAGGAAGAAAAAUUGUUUACAGUUUAAAAGUGAAAAACUGGCUGCAACGGCAGGAGGCCCCUAUAGCAUCAAGGAGGAGAUGGAAACAUCCAUGGCUGAAGCACUGUUUCCUGGAAGCUGGGUGCAAAGCCAACAGCAUCUGGUGACAGCAGAAAUGAUGGAGCAUGGAUCCCAGUCCCUGGGUGCCUCUCAGCGGUGACAAAAAUUGGAUUCAAAGGCUGAUUGCUCUGCUUCAGGCCAAUCAGUUUGGAAUAAGACUGACAUCCGGGCCAAGAAAAUGGGGCCCCAGCUGUCAAUACCCAGAGUGUUGAAAGAACCGGGCCAAGGUGAUGCCAAUCCCCAGGAGCAUCCUGGUGGUUUCCAAAGCAGAAGGUUCCAUUAUGAGCGCAACGCAGAGGCAGAUAUGGUGGCAGAGAUUGGCCUGGAAAACCUAAAUGAACUAGAGAUGGAAGUUAUGAGAAGGCAGCUGCAUGUGAUCACCUGCCAUCUGCGAGCCCUGGAGGAACAGGGUGCCACCUGGCACCACAGGGAAGCUCUGUUCUUCACGAUGGUGGUGUUGGCCUGUGUCACCAACCUGUGGCUGUGGAUACGCCAGUGA
Molecule: messenger RNA, 876 nt
Organism: Suricata suricatta (meerkat)
Lineage: Eukaryota; Metazoa; Chordata; Mammalia; Carnivora; Herpestidae
Gene: FATE1
Product: fetal and adult testis expressed 1
Exons: 8
Biological process (GO): negative regulation of mitochondrial calcium ion concentration; negative regulation of apoptotic process
Cellular component (GO): endoplasmic reticulum; mitochondrial outer membrane; mitochondria-associated endoplasmic reticulum membrane contact site
Molecular function (GO): ubiquitin protein ligase binding
Source: RefSeq, a predicted model, not a curated record